GACAGAGAGAGAAUCCAUUGGUUUAGAAGGUUUGGACUGACUUGACAGGUUCAGUUGGAGCCGAUCAUAGGUGGCCGCGGUGACAAAGGGAAAUUGUGCUUUUCCAGCAUGCUUACUGACCCUGAUUUACCUCAGGAGUUUGAAAGGAUGUCUUCCAAGCGACCAGGCUCUCCGUAUGGGGAGACAGAUGGAGAGGUAGCCAUGGUGACGAGCAGACAGAAAGUGGAAGAGGAGGAGAGUGAGAGGCUUCCAGCCUUUCACCUUCCCUUACAUGUGAGUUUUCCCAACAAGCCUCACUCUGAGGAAUUUCAGCCAGUUUCUCUGCUGACUCAAGAGACUUGUGGUCCUAGGACCCCCACUGCUCAGCACAACACAAUGGAAGUCGAUGGCAAUAAAGUUAUCUCUUCACUAGCCCCGUACAACUCAUCUACCUCACCUCAGAAGGCAGAAGAAGGUGGGCGACAGAGUGGCGAGUCCGUGUCUAGCACAGCCCUGGGGACUCCAGAGCGGCGCAAGGGCAGCCUGGCGGAUGUGGUGGACACCUUAAAGCAGAGGAAGAUGGAAGAGCUGAUCAAGAAUGAGCCAGAAGAUACCUCCAGUAUUGAGAAGCUACUCUCCAAGGACUGGAAGGACAAGCUCCUGGCGAUGGGAUCGGGGAACUUUGGAGAAAUAAAAGGGACUCCGGAGAGCCUCGCCGAGAAGGAACGCCAGCUCAUGGGAAUGAUCAAUCAGCUGACCAGCCUCCGGGAGCAGCUCCUGGCUGCCCACGAUGAGCAGAAGAAGUUGGCUGCAUCUCAGAUCGAGAAACAGCGCCAGCAGAUGGAGCUGGCCAAGCAGCAGCAGGAGCAGAUCGCGAGGCAGCAGCAGCAGCUUCUGCAGCAACAACACAAAAUCAACUUGCUUCAGCAACAGAUCCAGCAGGUUCAAGGUCAGCUGCCACCUUUGAUGAUUCCCGUGUUCCCUCCUGACCAGCGGACUUUAGCAGCAGCUGCCCAGCAAGGAUUCCUGCUUCCUCCUGGUUUCAGCUACAAGGCUGGGUGUAGUGACCCUUACCCUGUUCAGCUGAUCCCAACCACCAUGGCAGCUGCUGCUGCAGCGACACCAGGCCUAGGCCCACUCCAGCUGCAGCAGUUCUAUGCUGCCCAGCUAGCCGCAAUGCAGGUUUCUCCAGGAGGGAAGCUCCUAGGCCUACCCCAGGGCAACCCUGGUGCUGCCGUGUCUCCUACCAGCAUUCACACAGACAAGAGCACAAACAGCCCACCACCCAAAAGCAAGGAUGAAGUGGCGCAGCCACUGAACCUAUCAGCUAAACCCAAGACCUCUGAUGGCAAAUCACCCACAUCACCCACCUCACCCCACAUGCCAGCUCUGAGAAUAAACAGCGGGGCGGGCUCCCUCAAAGCCUCUGUCCCAGCAGCAUUAGCUAGUCCUUCAGCAAGAGUUAGCACAAUAGGUUAUUUAAAUGACCAUGAUGCUGUCACCAAGGCAAUACAAGAGGCUCGCCAGAUGAAGGAGCAGCUCAGGCGGGAGCAGCAGGCGCUGGACGGGAAGGUGGCCGUCGUGAAUAGCAUAGGUCUCAACAAUUGCCGGACAGAGAAGGAAAAAACAACACUGGAGAGUCUGACUCAGCAAUUGGCAGUCAAACAGAACGAAGAAGGAAAAUUUAGCCAUGGAAUGAUGGAUUUCAAUAUGAGUGGAGAUUCCGACGGGAGUGCUGGAGUUUCAGAGUCAAGAAUUUACAGGGAGUCCAGGGGACGUGGUAGCAAUGAGCCGCACAUAAAGCGACCGAUGAAUGCCUUCAUGGUGUGGGCGAAAGACGAACGGAGGAAAAUCCUUCAGGCCUUUCCCGACAUGCACAAUUCCAACAUCAGCAAGAUACUGGGAUCUCGCUGGAAAGCUAUGACCAACCUAGAGAAACAGCCAUAUUAUGAGGAGCAGGCCCGCCUCAGCAAGCAGCACCUGGAGAAGUACCCAGACUACAAGUACAAGCCUAGGCCAAAGCGCACCUGCCUGGUGGACGGCAAGAAGCUGCGCAUCGGGGAGUACAAGGCCAUCAUGCGGAAUCGGAGGCAGGAGAUGAGGCAGUACUUCAACGUCGGGCAACAGGCACAGAUCCCCAUCGCAACUGCUGGUGUCGUCUACCCCGGUGCCAUCGCCAUGGCAGGAAUGCCAUCCCCUCACCUGCCCUCGGAGCACUCCAGUGUGUCCAGCAGCCCGGAGCCAGGCAUGCCCGUGAUCCAGAGCACUUAUGGCGCAAAGGGAGAGGAGCCUCACAUCAAAGAGGAGAUCCAGGCGGAAGACAUCAACGGGGAGAUCUACGAUGAGUACGACGAGGAGGAGGACGACCCAGAUGUGGACUACGGGAGUGACAGCGAAAACCAUAUCGCAGGACAGGCCAACUGAUGAGGGCCGACAGACUGCGGUGAGCUGAGGACGUUAGGAAGCCCUCGCGCGUCCAUCCUUCCAGUGGCCAAGCACAUUAACUUUCUCAUACACUGACUGUUAUUUUAACUGUUAGUCUUAAAUAGUUGGGACAUCAGCUGACAAAUAGACCUCAGCCUCAAAAGGCUCGGAAAGGAAAAAAAUAUAUCUAUUACAAGCAAACAACAUCAACAGCAAGAGAUUGAAAUAAGCUAUGGGUAAAACAAAGCCAGUAACUCAGCUGCUACACCCCAGCACUGAAGUCUCACCCGUCAACUUUUUUUUUUUUUUUAAUAAACUUUAUGGCUGUUUGUUCUAUAACUAGAAAUCCUCACUCAGGUACACAGUGCCAACAAGUGGCUUGUGAAUGUGUUUUGUUGUUUUGUGCUACAAUUUUUAAAAAAGAAAUAAGUUCUGUUUUUGUUUUGUUCUGUUUGGGGGGGAGGUGGUUCAGGGUUUUUCCUUUUACUUUCCUUUUUUCCUUCCUUUUGAGUGUUAUCUUGCACCUGACGGAAAGAGGGAAGAUGGGUGUUUGUUCCCUCCACCCUCUCUAUCUCUCUGCUUUAAAGAUGGAGGCCUGUGUGUGAGGGUGGGGGGAGAGAGGAAAAAAAGAGCCUGUUUUUGCCUUCCUUGCUUCUACACCAAUCAGCAAUCGUUUUCCCUGGAGACCUCCAACCCUCGCACACAACACUACAUCUUUGAGCAAGUGCCAAAUUCAUGCUGAAGCGAUCACCAAUUUCAUUUUCUAUCCCUUCCUUUCUCCCGUUCCUUCCUAAGUUAGGACAGUGUUAACCCUUAGACAGUCCCUGGAAAAGAGCUGAUACACCAGCAACUGGUGAGAUUGAGGUUUGUUUUGUUGUUUUUUUUUUUUUUUAAUGGAAAACUGUAGGUGCCGUUCUCAGGUGAAAAGAGAGAGAGAGACAUAGAAAUUUAGAGAGAAAAAAGUAUUUUCUGAUCUUGGAUUUCUGUGUGUGUGUGUGUAUGUGUGUGUGUGUGUGUGUGUGAUUGUGGUACAUUAGAUACAUUCCUAUUAGGGAAUAAUGUUGGGCCAUUGUGAGCAAAACCCACAUGUGGGCAUGGAAUUCCACCCCUCCUAAGCAAGUGGUCUAGAAGCGACCCUGACCUUGACUUUGCACUUCCAGUGACAGUGGAACGAAGCCGAAGCGCAGGGCUGAGAAAUUCUAUUUUUAAAUGUCUAGUGCUUAUUAGCAGGUGGACCUCGUGGCCCGCGCGUGGAGCUGUGCAAGCAUGGAAGCUGCCAGCCAGAUGCUUCCUGAGGCUCCUUCUCCCUGGAUAUUUGCUUUUUCUAAUGUUUGCUACUUAGUGAUUUCUGUGUAUGUGUGUUUGUUUUUCUGUUGAAACUUUGAGCAAAACAAUCAUUGUUUUGACUGAAUCUAUUUGGCCAUUUUUUCAGAAAUAUGCUAUUAGCUUAUGUCUCCAACAUUCCAUCCUUUCCUGAUGAGGAAACAACUGAUGAUUUUAGACGAUUUUCUUUUCAUCUCUCCACACAAUGAGGUCGGAGACUGUUUGCAUUUCACAAGUGUGGGCUGUCUGUUUGAUGCCCUAAGAACCAGGAUGUGGUUAACAUUCACUGUGGGGUCACAAAUGGAGCCUAGCUGAACCCAGGCCCUCUUCCCAGUGCGCUCCUCCACUGCAAUUUGAGUCUGCUAAAGGUCACUUGCUGGUGCCUACAGAGCACACUCUCCGGGCAACAGCCAGUGGUGACAGGACCGCCGAUUCCAGUCACCAACCAAAAGGCCAGGACAGCAGUAGGGCCUGGACAAACGCAGACCCACCUCCCAUCGCUCACCAUCGUUUGUAUUUAAAGAUUAGACAGUGGGCAGAUGUGUUCCAUCCCAUUCCCAUUGUGCCCUGCCAAACACCAUCCCUCAAGUUUGAUUUUCCCACAUGAAAAAACUAAAAAAGAAGAAGGAAAAGAAAACUCCUUUUUUUUUUUUCUCUCUCUCAGAAGUCUUGCUCUGGGGUUUUUGCUUGGAGGAGCUGAUCAUACCUGCAUGUCAGAGGUUUGGUUCUAUUUUCUGUUUGUGGAUUUUGUUUUGUUUUGUUUUGUUUUGUUUUAUGACUGUAUUUUCAUUUGAAUUGCCUCUUUUUGCUAGUGUUGUAAAAUUAUGAUAAUAAUAGUAAUAAUAAUAAUAAUAAUAAUUAAUAACGGUCAGCUGUUCCCAGAUUAGUAAAUUAUGUAUAAUUUAUUUUAUUUCUCCCUUUCUAUUUUAUUCUGCUCUGAUUUGGAAGUUGCGAGGUAUUUAAAACUAAUAUCUAUUUCCAGUUGGUAUACAUGCAUACACACCUGUAUGUGUAUACACACACAUACUCACCCAAACACUUGCUUCUCCACCCGUAACUUCCUCUGUUAACAGUCUUGGUCCCAGUAGCAUCAGUUCUGGUGUUUAAUACGAAGGGGUGAAUUAGUAGGAGGGUCGUGUUCAAUCUUAAUUAACUUAUGCUCUUUUCUCUCAUUUAGUUAUUUAAUUACCAAUUAGCUAGAGCCAAUUUUUUUGUUUUUGUUUUGUUUUGAAGCACUCUGAAUAAGAAAAAAAAAUAGACACUUGUUUUUAUACCGUUAUAAGAUACAAUGUGAAAACAGAUUUAUUAAAAAAAAAGUUUCUCUGUGUCAACAAAUUUCUCCUGACUGACGUGGGUUCCCCACUCACGUGUGCUGGGUUCCUGUUUCACAGCACAUUCUAGACAAGCUUGGUUUUCACUUCCUGACCUUGGGCAACAAGAAUACUUUGUUUUAGCUCCAGGUAGAUGCUACUGAAGGCAUCCAUGACUAAAACUCAACCCAACACAGCAGUAGAUCUGAGCAAACUCUCUCUUUGCUUUGCAUUUUGGUAUUUGAAGGGAAAACAAAAUUAUUCCUGGUAACCUGUAGCUGCCAGAACUCUCCAGUUCAGUUGAGUUUGUCUCGAUAACUGAACUGCCCAGACAAAACUACAAAGCAAGUCCAUAAUGUCAUGCCAUAUUCUGUUCAGACAUUUUCUUCAGUAGGUGUUGGCUUUGCUUUGCCCAAGAGUUUUCCCCAGGGGACAACAACCAUAAAGAUAAUUCUAUUAAUGUUUAAAGUGCAUUGAAGUCACUUGGGAAAAAAUAAAAAUAAAAGGUGCUUUGACUAGCAACUUAACUCUGUUAACACACUGUCCUUUGGGCCUUUGAUUUGGUGAUAAUCUUUGUAAAGGAUCCUAAAACUUUAAAUUCUUUCUAUGCCUCACAAUGUCCAAAUAAGAUAUGGUAGAGAAAGCAAGAUAAAAUGGAAAGAUCAAAGUUAGCAACAGCAUGCCUCCUUCCUUCUCUCCUGCUUCUCUGUUUAAGUCACUCCCAGAUUUCUGCCCCUCCCCCAUCUUCCCCUUCAUACACAUUUAUACCAACACCAAAAAGUAAUAUUGCCAAUUUCUUCUUUUUAUAUUUGUAAUUGAACCUCUAAAAAUAGUCAUGCUUUAUAUAAAUCUAAGAAAAAUAUUUACUGGAUAAAAUAGGUUAAAGUUGUUUGUAAGUUAAUGAUAAUUUGGCUAGUUAUUACAAUCAGAAAACACACACACACACACACACACACACACACACACAGUCAGUGUAUUUUCACCCAAAUUAGUCAAGUGAACUCUGGAGUUCAUUUGGUAUCUAGCUUAGACUUACCUUUGUGUAAAACCCUCCCAAUGAAUACACUUUUCAUGGUUGGAACCAAAUCUUUCCAUGAGGAAUGAAUAUUAAUUAAAGUGUAAAGUGUUCUUUAAUGCAGUCACUUCCUAUGUUUGAUUUCUAAAGUACAAUUUACCUUAGUUUGCUUUGAGGAAAUUAUCUUUACCAUUUCAUGGUGCAUUUUCAGAUCAUUUCAUAAACUGCAGAAGCUGAUGGUGUUCUCAUCAGAACCCUCUUCUUUAUCACUUAAAAACUUCAGAGAUAACUAUACUUUCCUUCCUCUAAAGGGUAAAUUAUUGAAUUGUAAUAACUGUAUAUUUACAAACAGGUUUAUAAAAAUAUUUGUCUAUCAAAUUAAUAGUGAAAUAAAAACUUUAUGAGAUCUGCAAGGGAAAAAAUACAGAACCCACUUAAAGUGGUUGAUCUAUCCCUCUGUCUCCUGGGGCACAGGCAUUUCUUUAGCUAGGUUGAUACAGUAUUUAAUUCUGAGCUCCACAGGUUGAAGGUGACAUGCUGGGUUUCCUCCUGACGGUGCCUGUCCUCCCCCUGUGUCUGUCACUGGUCCACUAAGGCAGUAUUUAUUCAGCUCCCCGGGCUCUAAAGCACUUAGUCUUUCUAACAGCUUGGAUUUCACAAGUGAAAAGGUUUUGUUUGUUUGUAUUUUUUUUAAUGAUUUAAAAAAAUAGUAAAGAGACAAUCAAUGCCUGGAGCUUAAAACAAAGUAUGUGCAAACUACCAUCUCACUUGAAAUUUAAUAAAAGAAAAAAUUGUGUAAAUAUAACAUAGAGUUAUAGAUUUCUAUUUUGUUCAUAACACAUAGUGUAAUAUAAGUUGUAUAUUUUCAUGUUUUUUGGUUUUAUGUUAUCAUUCAUGCCACAAUAAGAAUAAAACAGGAGUUUGUGUACUCUUGGGAAAAAAAUGUGGGUUCCCACCAACCUGUUUUUUUAGCUUUUCUGUUUUGUUUUCAUUUUAUUUUGUUUUGUUUUGCAUUCCUUUUUUCAGUAUUACUGCCGUGCAAGGCACCAAUAAAA
This is a messenger RNA of Psammomys obesus (fat sand rat), 7106 nucleotides long. RefSeq names its product SRY-box transcription factor 5 (gene Sox5). Gene Ontology annotation, molecular function: RNA polymerase II cis-regulatory region sequence-specific DNA binding; DNA-binding transcription factor activity, RNA polymerase II-specific. Gene Ontology annotation, cellular component: nucleus. Lineage: Eukaryota; Metazoa; Chordata; Mammalia; Rodentia; Muridae. The record is from RefSeq and is a predicted model, not a curated record. Gene Ontology annotation, biological process: cell fate commitment; regulation of transcription by RNA polymerase II; positive regulation of chondrocyte differentiation. Bases 109 to 2403 code for a protein of 764 amino acids. The transcript has 15 exons.